Aspergillus affinis is the source of this 501-nucleotide messenger RNA. RefSeq lists its product as uncharacterized. The record is from RefSeq and is a predicted model, not a curated record. Bases 1 to 501 code for a protein of 166 amino acids. Lineage: Eukaryota; Fungi; Ascomycota; Eurotiomycetes; Eurotiales; Aspergillaceae. The transcript is spliced from 2 exons.
AUGCCUGGGCUCCUGCCGUGUGACAGUUCAUACUGUUCAUCCCUCUCCGCACCCCGCCCUACAGUCUCCAAGAGGACGUCACAUGAUUGGGCGGAGAUGCAGUCGUUUCCGACGCCCGGUUUCUCCCGAUCUGUCCGCAUCGGGAUCAGUCUUGUCCGCUUUGGGUUCACCGGGCAUGAUCAGGUCGAUGGAGCGGGAAACUGCAAGUCUUCGGGAGUUUACGGAAUCCAUGGUCGAAUUGGACGGAAAACCGGGCAUGUUAAACUGUUGAAGUCUGACGAGCGGGCCAGGAUGACGACGGAGGAACUGGCGGUCGGCCUUGUGCCUGUUGAUCUCCGAGCCCCCAUACACUAUGAUGAUGGUGACUAUGCACAAUACUACGGAGUACUCCCCUAUGGAGCGACGUCGAAGCGUCCUAUGUCCUUCGUUUACGGUUUUAGAUCUGCUUUGCUCGUUGAAGCCCAAUAUCAUUGUGGCCUGACGAUGCUCUGCCUCACCUGA